AUGGCGCCGACCAUCCCAGUGGCGACCCAGGCUGGCAUGUUCCACACCUUUCAGGGCGUCACACCGCGGAAACAGUCAACAGACUCACAGGAUAGCACCAAAACCGCCACGACCAACACCUCCAAGAGAGUCACAACGCCCCAUGCAUGCGCCGAAUGCAAACGUCGCAAAAUGGUCAUUCCUUCACGCAAGACUCUAGAAGCGCUCUCCAAGUCGCUGGAGGAGUGUCGGUCGAUUUUAAAGCGGCUGUAUCCCAGCCAUGACGCGCAGUCCCUCCUACCGUUGUCGCGGCCAGAGCUUCUUGCUUUGCUCGACCGGUCCGCGGGCAGUGAACCUGGUUUAACUACGCUGCCAUCGCCGCCUCUCAGGUCUGCAUCGAUGAGCGACGAGCUCCAGUCGCCCGUCUGCUUCAAAUCGGAGCAAACGCUGUCCAGCCUCGAACAAAUCCCGACCCGCGGUGCCGAAUGGGACGAAGAGCGCCGGGACCAUGAUCCUAUUCCCGCAGAGGCCGACGACGUGAAUGCCCUGUCGCUGGCAGUCGACCGCCAGACAUCCUAUCUUGGUGCAUCUUCGAUCAAGGCUGCUUUGAUGGUCAUGCUCAAAGUUCAGCCCGGCCUCCGCAACUCUCUCGCCUCUGCAUCCAUUCAUAACGCCGUUGAGAUGUCGCACACGAUUCCCGCUACCAAACCGCAACAGAGCCUACAGACCCAGAAACAUGAAGCUGCCACCAGCGCGGCGGGCAUAUCGGCAACCCGGAAGGAGCUACAGAACGUGUCUUGGUCGUGGAAGGGCCAGACACUGAUUGACGCCUACUUUAAACGCAUACAUGCAUUCAUCCCCAUGCUUGACGAGACUGCGUUCCGUGCCGACUAUCUCGAGGGCCAGCGCUCGGAUGCGCCGUGGCUGGCAUUGCUAAACGUGGUGUUUGCCAUGGGCAGCGUGGCCGGCACCAAGUCGGAGGACACCAGCCACUUCACCUACUACAACCAAGCCAUGGAGUACCUGCCAAUGGACGCCUUUGGAAGCAGCCACAUUGAGACGGUGCAAGCGUUAGCCAUUAUCGGUGGCUACUACCUCCACUACAUCAACCGUCCCAACAUGGCCAAUGCCGUUCUGGGUGCUGCCAUUCGCAUGGCUAGCGCCCUGGGUCUGCACCGCGAGAGCUUAGCCCAUGGGGGCACGACCGACGUCGCUGCCGCCGAGACGCGCCGCCGGACCUGGUGGAGUCUGUUCUGCCUCGAUACUUGGGCUACGACCACCAUGGGAAGACCCUCGUUUGGACGCUGGGGCCCUGCCAUCAACAUCCAGUCCCCCGAGUUCGGCAUCGCAGGCGCCCGUGACGCCGCACAGCACGCCGGCAGCCUCCCGCUGAUUGAGAACAUCAAGUUCUGCAAGAUCGCCACGCAGAUCCAGGACAUGCUCGCCAUCUCGCCACUUCUCCGACUUGACGACCGCUGCGACCUCGACGCUCAGCUGGUGAACUGGUAUCAGGGUUUGCCAUGGCUCCUGCGCACGACAGACCCUUGUGCCGAGCCUCUGUACAUUGCUCGCUGCAUCAUGAAAUGGCGCUACCAGAACCUCCGGAUGCUGCUGCACCGGCCGGUACUUUUGGGAUUGGCAUCCAGUGGUCAGACACAUGCCCCCGAGUCCGAAAUUGCAGCCGUCGAGACUUGCCGCGAGCUGGCUAAGCAGACUAUUGACGAUAUCUCGCACGAAUGGUCUCGCAACCAAAUGUCUGGCUGGAACGCAGUCUGGUUCGUCUACCAGGCUGCCAUGGUGCCCCUCGUGUCCAUAUUUUGGCAGUGGUCCAGCCCUCGUGUCCCCGAGUGGCACAAGCAGAUUGAGUCCGUGCUAGCUAUGCUCGAGGCCAUGGAGGAGUGGUCCCUGGCGGCACGUCGUAGCCGAGAGGUUGUCCUACGCAUGUACGAGGCGUCACGCCAGCCCGGCCUGCUACAACCACACCCAGCCAGUCGCAUCCACGCCAACGCUGCCCAAAAUGUGCAUCCACAGCAGCAGCAGCCACACGAGCACCAGCAUCUCGUCAAUGAGCAAUCGCAUAGCCUGAUGCUUAGCAACGCUAUCCACGCGGCGUCGGCCGCAGGCGCAGCGGAGUCUGAGUUCCACAUGUCGCCCAUUGGCUUCGAACCGGACAUCGGUAUGCUCAGCAUGCUGGACCAACAAGGACUCUGGGACCUUGACGGCAUGAACUGGGCCCAGGACGAAGACAUGGACUUUGGGGCGACCGUGUCGGCAUCCACCGCUGGAGCCCAGGCCUCCACAGCAGUCCCCUUCAGUCACAACAUUCACGACGGUAUGAUACCCAUGGACCAAGGGAUGAUGGACCAUUACUCAGGUGGCAACUUUCCCUUUGUCCAUUAA
This is a messenger RNA of Sporothrix brasiliensis 5110, 2379 nucleotides long. RefSeq lists its product as uncharacterized. Gene Ontology annotation, biological process: positive regulation of transcription from RNA polymerase II promoter by galactose; DNA-templated transcription. Gene Ontology annotation, molecular function: RNA polymerase II cis-regulatory region sequence-specific DNA binding; zinc ion binding; DNA-binding transcription factor activity, RNA polymerase II-specific. The record is from RefSeq and is a predicted model, not a curated record. NCBI's taxonomy places the organism in Eukaryota, Fungi, Ascomycota, Sordariomycetes, Ophiostomatales, Ophiostomataceae. The transcript is spliced from 2 exons. Gene Ontology annotation, cellular component: nucleus. Bases 1 to 2379 code for a protein of 792 amino acids.